AUGCAACACGGCUACGUUAUAAACGGGGCGGAGGGCGGCUUAAUUAUCGACUUUGGCUGCACCACACGACGCUCGGAGUUCGUGGAAGUACAGCUGCCCCACGGCACCGUCACCGAGCUGCUCCUCAGCGGGCAGAUGCGUGUCGCAGAGCCUCAGCAGCGGCCCGUAGCGAGGGACGACUUUGUUAUCCGUUGUUGCCCGCUGCCGGCCGCCUGCUGGUCCGAAGAUCCACACUGGCUCGGGCACCUGUUCAAGGACGAAAUGGGCUGCUACCUAGAUUGCGAGAUACUGUGUACCGCUGUGCUCAGCCAGGAAAUUCUCUAUCUGCAGCGCCAGAAUGACACUCCGCUGUCGCCUGCACAGCUUAAAGAGGUGCACAAGCGUGGCUGCGCUGUACGACACGCGUUGCCGCCCGUUCUCGUUGGAAGCACACCCAUCCCAAGCCCACCCUGGAAUGGGCGCAAAGAGGACGGUGAAGCUUUGUCCUUGCCAUUAGAGCUGCUAACAGAGAUCUUCCAGGCGCUAGAUUCCAUCGAGCGCGUCCGCUGCCGGCGCGUCUGUCCCCUAUGGGACACUCUUCUCACCUCUUCCUACUUUCCCGAUGUGCGCGUCUCCGGCAAGGACGGGCAGUAUGGUCGGCUGCCUGACUGCGAUGAAGGCUUGUUCUGGGUGAUGGCCGGCCUGCAGAAAUGCCUGCGCCCGGCCACCAAGAAGGCGGUGAUCAUGCAGCUGUACGGCAACACGACCCACAACCUUGCCGAGCCGCUAAAUCACACGUUCAACACCAGUCGCCGGCUGCCGACCCUGGUGUUCCAGGAUUGUGAGCUCGGCGGUAACUAUUACUCUGUCCAUGAUGCUAUAGGCUUCGUGGCGGAGGAGGCCGUGCAGUCUGUGUGCAAGCGAAUGGUGUGGAGGGAGUGCCGCAUCAUCACCAGCACGGCGAUCACCAUCGCGCAGAACGCCUUCAGCGAGCGCUCGCGGGUGACAUGGUGGUGCAGCUGUUCGAUUACUUUGAGAAGACGCUGGUCCCCACGCAGCCGCUGGAUGUGCCGGCGCUGGCGGGAUGGAUCGCCAAAGCCGUCGCUGGCCACUUCGAAUACCGUAUUGAUGACGUUUUAAUGAUCCUGAACACCUACCAGAGCCCCGAUCCCCGUCCCACCACGCAGUACCGCGGCCGGAAGUGGACGGUGUCCCACUCGGCCAAUUUGGAUGUCACGACGCUGACCCCACUGACAGUGACGCUUUUGAGGGAUACACUCACGUCGCGUAUGCGUUCUCUUUCUGGAUAGGAACUUGGGGGGCUUCAUUGUUGCGUGCAUUGACUUGUGGUGGUUAGUGUUGGGCAAGUGUUGAAAAGUGUUGCGCUUGUUGUUAGAUAUCCGACAGUUUCCGCUUCUGGGAGUUGUAGUAAGAUGCGGAUUUGAGCUUCUUUUUGUCAUUCAAAUAGUUGCGUUUAUUUUGAAUGGCUGCUGUUGCUUAAAUGGCAGUUACUUAGCAAUUUUGCAUGCUUAUGAAUUUUGUGGAAAGUAGUACUAGUCCCAACGAGGAAGAGGUGCUUCGAACGGAUGGAAUGGCUCCAUCGCACUGAAAUCUGAAUGCGAGUGGUUCUCAACUUCUCAUGAUAAUUUUAAUCGGUCAGAAAAAUUGAGGACAGGUCCAGAUUCCAGAUGCGUGUGGUUGAGCAAACGUCGCCCGGCUCCCGACGCACUUGUACUGUUAUGGAUGUCCCUACAUCGUAAUACUCGUUCAACGUCCAGUCCAAAUAUACCACCGAAAUGCAGCUGCGGGAUCUUUUGGACUAGAAAAAUCUUCCGGCGUGACACCUAGCAAGAUCAUUUUAAAAAGAAACUGCCUUAUUGUGCAGGGUCUUGAAGAAUCUUGAAGGGUGUCGAUCCGCAGGCGGAAGUGGGCACCGAAUUCCAUUGGCGAGGCGGAUGUGGAUGAGCUGAUCGGGCGGACUGCAGCGCGUUUAGCCAAAAAGUGCUGUUUGUUCCAGACUGAAUGUUGUUGAGCGAGCGCUUCGUGGAGUUAUUAUUUAUUUGUUUUAACCUUUCGAUGCUUAUAGUUAAAAUGAGGGUAUCUGCCGCCUGCCGGCGAAAUAUGAAUGCUUAUCCGCGUUGUCAACAUCAUAUCAAAAACUCAUU
Molecule: messenger RNA, 2144 nt
Organism: Paramacrobiotus metropolitanus
Lineage: Eukaryota; Metazoa; Tardigrada; Eutardigrada; Parachela; Macrobiotidae
Exons: 4
Coding region: 1-1119 (372 amino acids)
Molecular function (GO): protein binding
Source: RefSeq, a predicted model, not a curated record